GCUCGUCGAGGUCGGAAAUUCCAAAUACGCGUGGCCGGCCGCCGUUAUACGGCCUUGGGCCGCCGUUCGCAGUGCACUACUUUACCUAAGCUUGCGUAAGAAUACCUUACUGGUGACAUCUGCAAGAAAAUGAAGUUUUACGCACUAAGUGGACAUCCGAAUAAGCCGUGCAGCGUGCUACGCUUCAAGCAGUGCACCAUCAUGCUGGACUGUGGCCUGGAUGAGACGACAAUGCUCAACUUCCUGCCUCUGCCACUGGUACCGAGCCGUCGGCUGGCCAGCCUGCCCACUUGGACGCCCAAGGAGCAGCCGCAGGUGGAGGGCGAGCUGCGCGAGUGCGCCGGUAAGGUGUUCAUCGACUCGCCUCCCGAGUUCUGCCCGCCGCAGACGAGUCUGAUAGACUUCUCCGAGGUGGACGCCAUUCUGGUGUCCAACUACACCAGCAUGCUGGCGCUGCCGUUCAUUGUGGCCGAGCGCGGCUUCCGUGGCACUGUGUACGCCACAGAGCCGACGCUGCACAUUGGCCGGCUCUGCAUGGACGAGCUGCUCUACCACAUGGAGCAGACGCCGCGCGCCCAGCACGCCCAGCACUGGAAGCGGCUGCUGCACCUGCUGCCAGCGCCGCUAUGCCACGCUUAUAAGCCGAAGCUGUGGCGGCAGCUCUACAGCGCCGACGCCAUCGCCGACGCCGUGCGACGCGUGCACACGGUCGGCUACGGCGAGAAGAUGGAUGUGUUCGGGGCGCUGCGCGUAAUGCCAUCCAGCUCGGGCUAUUGUCUGGGCUCAGCCAACUGGACCAUCUCCUCUGAAUAUGAGAAGAUCGUGUACGUGAACGGAUCGUCCACGCUGACCACACACCCGAAGCAGCUGGAGCAGGCCCAGUUGCGCGGCGCCCGCGUGCUCAUCCUCAACGGUUUGACCCAGGUGCCCAGCUACAACCCGGACGACAUGAUCGGCGCGUUCUGCGCAAAGGUGGCGCACACGCUGAAGGGUGGCGGCAACGUGCUUGUGCCUUGCUGCCCGUCUGGCAUCGUGUACGACCUGAUCGAGUGCCUGGCCCCGUACCUGGACCAGCAGAGCCUUAGCCAGGUGCCGCUGUUCUUUGUCUCGCCGGUUGCGGAGCACUCGCUUGCCUACUCCAACAUCCUGGCCGAAUGGUUGUCGCACAACAAACAGGUGCGCGUCUACCUGCCCGAGGAGCCGUUCCCUCACGGCCAGCUGGUGGCUGGCGGCCGGCUGCGGCCCUACAAAAACCUGCAGGCGGACGGCUUCAGUGCCGAGUUCCGGCAACCGUGCGUCGUCUUCGCUGGCCACCCGAGUUUGCGCUUCGGUGACACAGUGCACUUCAUGGAGCUGUGGGGUGGCAACGCGGCCAACGCCGUCAUCUUCACCUCGCCCGACUUCCCCUAUCUAGAGUGUCUGGCUCCGUACCAGCCGCUAGCAAUGAACUACUAUUUCACGCCUAUUGACACGUCCCUGUACUUCAGCCAGGCCAACAAGCUGAUUCGCGACCUGAAGCCGCAGGCGCUGCUCACGCCGGCUCAGUACGCGUCGCCGGUGCAGCGCUCCGAAUGCCAGCUGGAGGCCGACUGUCCGGUGCUGACCUACCGGCGCGGCGACGUGCUCACGCUGCCCGUGCGGCGCGCCCAUCAGAGGCUGCAGCUGUCGGCCGAGCUCAGUGAGCGACUCAGCCCAGUGCCAGUGGGCCCCGGUGUGGCAGCCGCCACUGUCACAGGGCUGCUGCACGUGCAGGACAACAGGCACCGGCUGGAUGUGGCGCCCACACCGGCGUCGGAAGCCGCCAGCCUGCAGGAGCUGACGGAGGCGCGGCCCCGUUACCACACUUACGGCGCUGUGCACGUGCCCGAACUACUGCAGCGGCUUACGCAGCACGACAUCAACGACGCAAAGGUGGAGGAGGGACCGAACGGCGUGAUCGUGCAUCUGCAGGAGGAGGACACUCUGAUCCAGAUUGACGCCAGCUCCACCCACAUCAUCUGCGGCGGUGACGAGACGCUGCGUUGCAAACUGCGUGACACACUGCUGCACUGCCUAAACAAGUUUUGAGGCUGCUUCCGUCCUGCUGCGGACACCGCAGGCCUCAUCGUAUCGCAGGGCCGGCUCGGCGAUGGUGCGUCUGCACGGCUGGAGGUAUGGGGUGUUUGUCGGCGCCAUUGUCGGAAGUCUGGCGGCGGCCUUCUAUCCAAUCGUGGUUCACCCGAUGCUGCACAGGGACGAGUACCGCGAGCUUCAGAGCCGUAACCGCGCCGGCGUGCGGCAGCAAGACGUCCAACCCGGUAAUAUGAAAGUCUGGUCAGAUCCGUUUGACCGGCCCAAACCCGACGAGCGGCCAUAGAGAGUGUCCAUCGGGCUACUGCGCAUCAAUGUGGGCCGCAUAGCUUCGCGUCGUGUCUAGUGUCCGUGUUGAAUAUAUGUUUCACGAGCGAG
Messenger RNA from Amphibalanus amphitrite, 2448 nucleotides. It is a transcript of the gene IntS9, whose product is annotated as integrator complex subunit 9-like. Gene Ontology annotation, biological process: snRNA processing. Lineage: Eukaryota; Metazoa; Arthropoda; Thecostraca; Balanomorpha; Balanidae. The transcript has 4 exons. The record is from RefSeq and is a predicted model, not a curated record. The coding region runs from base 130 to 2067 and encodes 645 amino acids. Gene Ontology annotation, cellular component: integrator complex.